Messenger RNA from Lodderomyces margitis, 1368 nucleotides. RefSeq names its product putative mannan endo-1,6-alpha-mannosidase (gene DCW1). Gene Ontology annotation, molecular function: mannan endo-1,6-alpha-mannosidase activity. The coding region runs from base 1 to 1368 and encodes 455 amino acids. The record is from RefSeq and is a predicted model, not a curated record. NCBI's taxonomy places the organism in Eukaryota, Fungi, Ascomycota, Pichiomycetes, Serinales, Debaryomycetaceae. Gene Ontology annotation, biological process: carbohydrate catabolic process; fungal-type cell wall biogenesis; budding cell bud growth. The transcript has a single exon.
AUGAAGCUUGGCUUGUCAUUCGCUAUUCUAUUGGCAAACUUACUCGCCUUCUCCCAAGCAAUAUCCCUUGAUACGAAUAAUGUUACAUCGAUACGAGAAGACUGUAAUUUGAUUGUCCAAGGGUUGCUCGAUUAUUAUGAGGGCACUAAAUAUGGAGGAACUAUUGGUGAGUUCUCGUCACCUUACUACUGGUGGGAAGCCGGUGGUGCAUGGGGUGGUUUGAUUGACUACACGUUUUACUUCAAUAAUGAUACUUUAGUUCCUUUGAUUAAAAAGGCUUUGGAAUACCAGGUGGGGGAUGACAAGAACUAUAUCCCAUUGAAUCAGAGUACCACCGAAGGUAAUGAUGAUCAAGGGUUCUGGGGGAUUGCGGUAAUGGGAGCAGCUGAGAGAAAUUUCAGUAAUCCUGAUGACAAGGAUUUAAGUUGGUUGGGAUUGGCCCAAGCUGUAUUCAACACAAUGACUGCCAGGUGGGAUCUGGACGAUUGUAAUGGUGGGUUGAGAUGGCAAAUUUUCCAGUGGAAUUCUGGUUACGAUUACAAAAACUCAGUUUCAAAUGGAUGUUUAUUCCAUUUGGCAGCGAGAUUAGCAAGGUAUACCCAAAACGAUUCGUAUGUCGAGUGGGCCCAAAAAGUUUGGGAUUGGAUGUAUGGUGUUGGGUUGUUGACUGAAGGUAACUAUUGGUAUGUGUAUGAUGGUGUCAAGAUUGCCAACAACUGUUCGGAUGUCACCAAAUACCAAUGGACAUAUAACCAGGGUCUUAUGUUGGCAGGUUGUGCCUAUCUUUACAAUUAUACUGAAGACCAGAAAUGGUACAACUACACUAUUCAGUUAUUGACCAGUGCCCAAGUUUUCUUCAAGAACAUAUCUGGAAGUAGUGUCAUGUAUGAAGCUGCUUGUCAACCAUCCAAUACAUGCAACAAUGAUCAACGGUCAUUUAAAGCUUUCUUUUCCCGAUUCUUGGCCCUUACAGCACAAUUGGUACCAGAAACUAAGGGAACGAUUUAUAAAUGGUUGGUAGAUUCUGCCAAUGCUGCUGCUGGAUCGUGUUCUGGAGGUUACGAUGGACACACUUGUGGUCUUUCGUGGACAAACUGGACCGUCGGUUACGACGGCUAUUACGGAUUAGGAGAGCAAAUGUCAGCCUUGGAGGUUAUGCAAAGUGUAAUGAUUUAUCAUGAUGCCCCUGCACCCUACACAGCAGAUGAUGGUGGUACAUCUGAGUCGAUGCCAGCAAGUGGGUACGGAACCACUGCUACUAAUGCCAAACCAUUGAGUUUGGACUCUGGUGAUAAGGCCGGUGCAGGUAUUAUCACUGCCAUUAUCGGGGCCUCUUUGAUUGGAUGCUGUGUCUGGUUGAUAUUAUAG